AUGCACAUAUUUGUUAUUUUUUUUCAUAAGAAUGUUUAAAAUAUGGAAAUCCUGGAGAAAGGGAAACUUAUACUUAUGAUUGAGGAAAUGAAAUAAUAAAUAAAGAAUGAAGUAUUUUCACAUUUUAAUAAUUUUUAAAACCUUAUAAAAGAUGAUUAAUUGGUUUUGGUUUAGAAAUGUUUUAACCAGUUAAAGAUCCUUAAGUUUAAAUUGUUUAUGGAUGUUUUUAUAUUAUUUAUCAAUAUGAGAUCGUUCAAAAUGUUUAUAAUAGUUAACCUAAAAUUAUAACUCAAUUAUUGA
This is a messenger RNA of Paramecium sonneborni, 300 nucleotides long. Lineage: Eukaryota; Ciliophora; Oligohymenophorea; Peniculida; Parameciidae. The record is from the annotation of a GenBank genome assembly.